CUAGAGUUUAGAGUACACGUAGGAUCUGUUCAACUCAAUUUCUAGAUCUAGAUCUAGUAUCAUCUAGAUCUAGAUAUCUAGACUAGACUAGAUCUAAAUUUACUCUAGAUCAAGUACUUACACAGACAAAUCUUAUAUUUCUUCUGUACAUAGUGUAUUUUCAGAGCAUAAUAAGAACCUGUGAUAGAAAAGCUAAUAAUGGCAAGGUUCCUGAUAGUAGUCAACAAAAGUAGCCAUGGACGAGAGAAACAACCACUACAAGAUUUAUGAUUAAAGACCAGAUAGUGCAUAGAGUACACAGAAAUACAUUUUAAAUUAUUAAGAACUUCUCUCUUUCUACAGGGAUAUUAGAAAUUAUACUUUUAUUAUCAAGAAUUUACUUUAACUGUCCUUGCUCUACCACUAAAGGAAGCAACAUGUAUACAAUAUUCCGUUGGGUAUUCUUCGGAGCGGUUUUUGUGAUCGGGCUGAUAGUAAUUCUACCCAUACCUAAUUUGUUUAGUUUAUCAAAGUCUGAUGAAACCACACCUGUUAGUGAGUUGCAUUAUGGUAUUGUAAUUGACUGUGGUAGCAGUGGCAGUAGAAUAUUUGUUUACUAUUGGCCAACACACUCUGGAAAUCCCAAAGAUUUGCUUAAUAUACAACAGCUAUUAGAUGAUUCAGGAAAUGCAGUUGUGAAAAAAGUAUCUCCUGGUUUAUCAUCGUUUGAAAAUGAUCCUGAUUCAGCUAGUGAUCAUAUAAAAGAACUACUUCUAUAUGCGAAACAAUAUAUCCCUGAAAAGAAACAUUCAGAAACAUUCCUAUAUGUGAUGGCUACAGCAGGGAUGAGGAUGUUGUCUCAAAAUGCUCAACAAGCUAUUCUACAAGAUUUGCAAAGAGAUAUUACAAAGGAAUUUAAUUUCAUAGCAACAGAUAACCAUUUUGAAGUUAUAAGUGGAAAACAAGAAGGCGUUUAUGCAUGGAUAGCCAUCAAUUAUGUUUUAGAUAGGUUUUCUCAUUCUCCUCAUGGUCCUGAAUUAGCUACAGUAAAUAUACAGAGUGGAGAAAAGUCAGCACCAAGAUCCCACACUAGGAAAAGUACUGUUGGUAUUAUUGACAUGGGUGGAGGAUCAGUACAGAUAGCAUUUGAAGUUACUGACCCAGAGAAAGUUAAGGAAAUUCCCCCAUCUCUUUUGUCAGAGUUGGAUCUGGGUUGUGAGGAAAGUGAUUUGGAUCACACGUACAAUGUAUAUGUUACAACAUUCCUUGGCUAUGGAGCUAACUCUGCCAGAGUCAGAUAUGAGCAGAUGUUACUAGAGCAAGCUGCUAUACAUCAACCAAACAGUAGUGGAAAGCUUGGACCAGUAAAUGAUGUUUGUUUACCAAAAGGCAUGAAGUAUCAUAGCAAAAAUGAAGGAGGGCGUAGCUACCAGUUCAUAGGCACAGGAGACUACGAAGCUUGCAACGCUGCACUUGUACCUUUAAUGAACCUCACUGUUCCAUGUACUAAGGAGCCUUGUUCUCUGAAUGGUGUUCAUCAGCCUCAUAUUGAUACUUCUAAAUCCUUUUACGGCUUCUCAGAGUUCUGGUAUUGCACUGAAGAUGUUUUAAGAAUAGGUGGACAAUAUGACUAUACUAAAUUUCAUCAGGAUGCAAAGGAAUUCUGUAGCACUGACUGGAAUAUUUUACAUGAUAGAUAUAAAAAGAAAUUGUAUCCAAAAGCUGAUGAUGAUCGUUUUAGAUUUCAGUGUUUCAAAUCUGCGUGGAUGGAACAAGUCUUCCAUGCUGGUUUCUCAUUUCCUCAUGGUUAUUCCAAGUUAACAACUGCUCAGUUAGUCAGUGGUAAAGAUGUUGGCUGGACUCUUGGUGCUCUUAUCUACAAAACAAAAUUUCUACCUCUUAGGGCUAUAGAAAAGCAGAAAGAACUUCAGCUUAAAGAAGUAACUUCACAAUGGCAGAAGGCAUCGCGAACACUUGACACAUCCUUUAUAUUGAUAGGUUGCUUUGUUGUAGUUUUGGCCGCCAUUUUUAUUUAUAUGAAACAGCUCAAGUGUUGCCCACGUACAUCAGAUCUGUCUCGGGUGCCAUCCAUGUCAUAUUUCAUGACAGACCAAGAUCAAAUGGAGCAGGGUGUACAGCUUGUUAAAGGUCAAGGUUACAUCUUGUGAUCUUUAAAAGAGUCAUUAUUUUUUAAAAAUGUUUUACUAAUAGUAACAAUGUAUACAUUUAUGAAAUGGGUUUUCUGUGCCAAAGGUAGAUGUCACCAUUUUAGUUUCAGUUUUAAGUUAAAUCCAUGAUUAUUUAUUUAAUCUUAUAAUUACUACUUUACCAAGAACAUUAGUUUCAUAUCCAUAGAAUUCUAGUUUUGAAAAAGAAAAACUAUCAUUUGGUAAGAGCAGUUUAGUGGCUAUAUUAUUAAAUAUACCCUGCAAAAAACUAAAAUUUGUAUUUCUUCUUUUUUAAAACACUGAUUUGCAUUUUAUACAACAAUUUGUUGAGCUAAUCAGCAUUUACAAUAAUAUUCAAUUUUUAUUUAAAAUUAUAGCAGAUUUUACUAUUAUCUUUUUUUAACAGAUUUUAUUUUAUUUUAUUGACUAUUUACUGCAUCAUGUUGAUAUUGGAUUUUCAUUACUGUUAAGAGUUUUCAUUCUCCAUCCACCAGUCCUCCCCCCCCUCCCCACAAAUCAACUUUAUGUUGACAUUACACUUUUGUAAAACUAUUAGUAUUAGUGCAGCAUCCAUCAAUCAAACCUCUUUAUUUUUGGAUUAAAGAGUUAAAACUACCACUUUGAGAUGAUAAUAUUUUGAGCCUUAUUAUUUUCUGAGUUAUUAUAUUUACAUACUGCACUUAAUUGUUAAUGCUAAAGUCUCUGUUGACACCUACAUUUACCACUCAGUAAUACAUUCAUUUCAAAUAUUCAUCGUAAAUAUGAGUUUAAUUAUUUUAGAUUAAAAUGAACACAUCAAAGAAUUAUAUGAAUGAUAAUGAUGUUAUCUUAAAGUUAUUUAUUUUUAUUAAUAAUUUGUAUUAUUGUUGUUUUUUUUUUCAUUAAUUCUUUGCAUUUUAUUAUAAAAUAAUGAAAACAUUAGUCCAGCUGAAGUAGUUAAGCUAGACUAAAAUUAUUUCACUACUAUGAGAUAUUUUUAAAAACAUUAUUGUGUAGAUUUUUUAGCCAACACUUGCUAAUAUACUUAAAAAUUACUUUUCCCAUUUUCCUUAAAGCAAGUAAACUGUACCAUACUUACUGCAAAAAAAUGUUUAUAGUCAAGAAAUGAAGAUAUUUUAAUGGAUAAAAUAUAUUAAAACUUUAACUACUUGGAUUUGAUUGAACAGUAAGACUAGAAGAACCUAAAUAAUAAUCGACAAGAAAAGUUGAUCUGUCUUCUUUUUAGCUAUAUUAAUUAUUUUUAUCUAUUGUUAAAAUAAAUAGCUAGACAAUGUGUUUUAUGAUCUAUUGAUUGUACCUGCCCCAUACUUACAAUAAAUUGCUCAAAAUGAUAAAAUGACUUCUAGAGGGAAGAAUGGUCAGAUAUACGAACCAUCUAAAAUAUGAAUAUCAAAACUGCACAUAAUAUUAAUUUUGUAUGUAUAAAUAGGCUGAAACAAACAUUGCAACUUUAAAGUAAAUAUAAAAUUGGAUGCAUUAUGUAUAUCAUGUAAUGUCUGGACAGCUCAGUUUGUAUAUAAUUACUUUACAAAUAACCAUUUGUAAGUUUGUAAAUAUAGCUGUACUGAGCAGAAAAUAAUAGAGGGCGUUGUAUUUCCAAAGCCCUGACAAGUUAUCUGAUGUAAACCAUCACAUGCAUGGCUUAAAUCAUGCAUUUGAUAAUCAUUUAGCAAAAUGGUUGUCUAAUUACUUAAUUACAAAAUAACAUGAAGGUUGUAAGGCUGAUGCAGAUGUAAUAAUUGUGACUCAUUUGAAUGAUUUUUGAGUUGAGUUAAAAUACAGAUGUAUACUUUUGUUUAUUGCAUGCUUUUGAUUUGUUAAAAAUAGUAAAGAAAAAAUUGACAAUUAAUACAGUAGAGUUUACAAAUAUACCAAAGACAUUUUCCUUGGGAGCUAGCUGUAUAUCCCUGCUAGAACAUAAUGGUGUUACUCUCCCCCUUCCCACCCGAUUAAUAAUUUUUCUGUUCCUCCUUUACUUGCACGUUACUGAUUUCUGUCUAAAAAGUUAUUCCAAGACAUAAGACUGUUAUUGGGUAAUUGAUAUAAUUUAAUUAUACUUAUUCUUUUGAACUAAUAUACUUAUUGAAAUGUCAAUAUGAGGGUGAAUAUAUUCCAGCUCAAAGCUGUGUAGUGAUGGGUAUUUUGAUUGUGAUUACUCUGUCUUUGCAUUUUGUAAGAUUUAAAGGGUUACCUUGUGUGUUUUUUUAAGUUGCUUUUACAAUGACCACUAAACUAUUGUAGAAGUAUUUUGAAUGUUUUAUUAUAAAUAUGUUAGUGUUAGCUCAUAUAAUCUGAUUUUUGUUAAUAUUUAUGGACAUGACCAUUAAGGAAUAGAAAUUGUGUAGAAAAUUUUGUAUAAGGACUUAUGAAAAAAGUAAUGAAGGGAAUAUCUUUAAAAAGAAAAUUACUUUAAUAGUGAGUGCAAGCUAAUAAAUAACUAGUCAGAUGUGUUUUAUUGAUUGAAGUCUGUUUUGAUGAAAUUUUCUUUGACUGUAAAAAUCCAAAUUUUGAAGAAUGAUACUAAUUUUAUACUUCAUAGAAUAUUUCAAGUGUGAUAUAAACAUAAGUGGCAAGGAUAUUAACUAUUACCUUGUAAAAUAAUCCACCUUCAUAAUUUCACUCUACUUAUGUUUUUCUAAAAAUCUCAUGAUUGAUUAAAGUUAGUGGGAUAAGUCAAUCAAAUGAAUUUCUUUAAUGUUAAAUAAAAACCUUGCGUUUUUGUUACAUUUUCGCGUUUUAUAAUGUGUUGCAUUCUUUAACAUUUCUUAGUCUAGUUCGUAGAUUAAUAUAAUUAGUAAUUAGUUUGCGUGCUUAUUUGUAUUGAAAUAGCAUUGAUUUUUAGUAUAGUACAUCUUUUCAAUCAAAACUUUUUACAAGUUUAAAUUUUUACUUCAGCUACUAAUUUGACAAAAGUCUGAAAACUAAUCAAUAGGAAAACAUUUUUGUGUUUGUUUAGAGGCUGUACUACAGAAGCUUUGUACCAUCCUUUAAAGUGAGUUUCACAACUUCUGUUUCAAUGGCUUAAAAUGACCAUCAAAAUAUUAAUUUUGAUAACAACACUGCUCCAAGUGCAGAGAGAAAAUUUUAAUAGUUCAUUUUGUCUUAAAAUCCGGUGUCUGAACAACUUCCUUCACUUUUCAAAUUACAGAAUCCCAAUCAAAACUUAUAGAAAUAAUUGUGUGAAACACAAAGCUAAAUAUAAUAGUGUUUUAAGCCACAAAGGAAUAUAAAUUAGGUGGUAAGACUUAAAUCCUGAGUUAUUUCCUGUGUUUCAAUUAGCAAUAAUAAUGACAUAUGUUUAUGUAACUUUUCAUUCCAUUUAGCAACAAAAUUUUAAUUGUACUCAUAAGACUGUGAUAAAUUGUCCAAAAAAUUGGAUGUUUACGUAUUUGUACAUUUUGAAAGAAAUGGAUUUGUAUGUGUUUGAAAAUGAUGUAAAACAUAAAUAUAUAUUUUUAUUUAGAAAACAAACUUAACUAUCCCUCUAUUCUGUUUUAACUUUAUUUUUGAACAUUCACAAAUGUAUUUUCACUCAUAUAAGACCAUCAAUUAUGUACAAAAUUGUUCUAAUUUAAAAUGCACAGUAUUUAUUUACUUUCUAAUUUGGUCUUCCCUCAGAGAUUAUAGAGUUUUUAAUCAUUAGGAAUGAGAUAAAUGAAUAUUUGAUUCUUUAUUUCUUUAUACUAUAAUUAAUGUUAUAGAUGUACAGAUCAAUUUAUGUUAAAGUAAUUUUAACAGUUUGCUAAACAAAUAAAUUUAGAGCUAUUUUAUUGUAAAACUACUUAUUAGCCUCUUUUGUCUAAAAUAUUAUCCCCCCCCCCCCCCCGAAUCACAAUAAGUCAUUAUAAAAUCAAAGUUCUUUAUUUUUCUUUUAGACAGACUCCACACCUUGCAUGUAUAUUAGAUGUACUGUCAUUUAUGCAACAUUGGAUAUGAUGGAAGAAAACUGCAUUUAGUAUAACAUUAUGUAUUUUAAGAUGUUUGUUAUACAUCCAUCAAUAUUUUAUUUCAUUACUUGAUAUGUAUUUGAAAAACAAAAUGUAGGUUGGAAUAUGCACGUAAAUGGGAAAAUCUCAAUACAGGCUGGUUUUUUU
Physella acuta is the source of this 6241-nucleotide messenger RNA. RefSeq names its product ectonucleoside triphosphate diphosphohydrolase 4. The record is from RefSeq and is a predicted model, not a curated record. Gene Ontology annotation, biological process: CTP metabolic process; UDP catabolic process. Lineage: Eukaryota; Metazoa; Mollusca; Gastropoda; Physidae. Gene Ontology annotation, molecular function: UDP phosphatase activity; GDP phosphatase activity; ribonucleoside triphosphate phosphatase activity. Gene Ontology annotation, cellular component: Golgi apparatus; membrane.